Messenger RNA from Adineta steineri, 222 nucleotides. Lineage: Eukaryota; Metazoa; Rotifera; Eurotatoria; Adinetida; Adinetidae. The record is from the annotation of a GenBank genome assembly.
AUGUAUAAAGAAAAAAUAAACGUAUACAUCAAUAUGGAACGUGAAGGUGCUCCUGAACCAGGUUUUUUCAAUGCUAUUCGUCGUGAAGAAGGAAAAAUUGAAGGUGAAUUUCGAGAUAUAGAAAGAAGUCAUGAACAACGUGAAGCUGAUAAAUAUGAAAAUCGUGCUGAUAAAUAUGAGCGAAAAGAAGAAGAAGAUUUCAAUCAAGGACGUUUUCCAUAA